UAUAGCACCUGUAUCUUAUAUAGCGUAGUAUUGCACUUGAGAGGCCGCAAAUUGUUCGCAUUGCUUCGAGGCCAAUUCCCACGGGGAAAUCGUCAUUAGCCAAGAUGCAAGUAUCACACCAUCGCGCGUGUUUAUUAGCAUUAUCCCUUCAAGCUUUGCUGGCUUCGGCACAAAACAACACAUGGCCAUGGCAAACAUAUAAAUCCUCUUCCGCGGAACCCUCAUCCCUAAACAUAACAAAAUACGGCCCAACGUCCCCCGGGUAUCUUUUCUUCGACCAAAAUGGCCAAUACGCGCACCAGUAUGGCUUGUUCAUUAUGUCGGACGACAAUGAACUCGUCUGGCAAAGUCCUAUCGGAGACUAUGCCGACUUCAGGGCGCAGAUAUUCGAGGGGAAACCAGUAUUGACGUUCUUCAAUGGAAUUUCUUUGGCAGAGCCCUGGGGAUGGGGUCAUGGCAUCAUUCAAAUUCUCGACGACUCUUAUACAAGCAUAUACAAUGUUUCCUUGACCGCAGAGGAAGAGAAUUUUGUGACCAUAUCAGAUCUCGAUCCCAACUUGCUCAUCUCUUACCUCGACUUACACGAAUCUCGAAUUACGGCACAAGAUACCAUCCUAGUUACAGCAUACAACGUUACUAAGUACAAUUUAAGCUCCGUUGGAGGCCCUGAGGACGGUUGGGUGACCGACUGUUUAUUCUAUGAACUAGACGUCAAGACAAGUGAAGUACUGUUCAAAUGGAGUGUUCUGGGCCAUGCUGAUCAGAUCCCGAUCUCGGAUGUCCUUCAAUCCUAUCCGCUGGAAGAUUUCGGGAGGAACCAGUCAAUUCCAUAUGGUUACUUCCACAUCAAUUCAGUAGACAAAUUCGAAGAUGGGUCAUAUUUGAUUUCCUCGAGAAACUACGGUUCUAUUUUCAGGAUUUCUAAAAAUGGAACGGUGGAGUGGACCCUGAACGGUCGAACAGGAGGCGACUUCGAGCUUGAUACUCAGCUGUCUUUCUCUUACCAGCAUGAUGCUAGGAUCCGAUACGAAAAUGAAAAUAUUCUUCAAAUUAGUUUCUUUGACAACGCCAAUUCCGAAGUCAUAUCGGGUGUAAGUCAAACUAAGGGCGUAUUAAUGACCUUAGACACCGACACCAUGAGGGCUACUCUGGACCAGCAAUACGUCGACCCAGAAGACCCAAUAUACGCAUUUUCUCAGGGGAACGUACAACAGCUAGAAGACGGUCACGUCAUCAUGGGUUACGGAUCUACGCCUAAGAUUCGGGAGUAUGACGCAGACGGUUCAGUUGUGAUGACUGCUCAGUUUGGACCUGGAGAUAAUCUCGUAUUUUCCUACCGUGGGUAUCGUCUCCCAUGGAUUGGUCGACCGAAGACGUCGCCGAGCGCUUUUGCUUGUGUCGAUAAAGCGAACAACGAAACCACCGUCUAUAUGAGUUGGCUUGGCGCGACAGAGCAUAGAUCAUGGAAGGUUUUGACAGGAGAUAAUAAUUCUACUUUAACUGUUGCUGCUGAGGUAGAAAAAACCGGAUUCGAGACCAGAAUAACCAUACCAGGGCAAGCCCCCCAAAUACAAGUUCAGGCGCAAGGGCUGGGUAUGACGACUGCCGCGUCGCCAAUCGUGUCUACUCAGAGCGGGUGCUGAGUAAAAGGGGGAAGCUUCGCCGGCUAACCAUGGAACAAGUCCUCAAAAAACGCAUCAUUUGAUCGAACUUACGGCAAUAAUCUUGUAUAUUGUGCAGCAAGGGAGCAAUAGAUAUUCCAAAC
This is a messenger RNA of Hypoxylon trugodes, 1765 nucleotides long. RefSeq names its product ASST-domain-containing protein. NCBI's taxonomy places the organism in Eukaryota, Fungi, Ascomycota, Sordariomycetes, Xylariales, Hypoxylaceae. The record is from RefSeq and is a predicted model, not a curated record. The transcript has 3 exons. Bases 105 to 1643 code for a protein of 512 amino acids.